AUGCAGCCUCAAGGUCAAGACAGCUAUGAGGGGGAUUUGAAGAUACCCACCUCAGUUCUGGAUAGAUGCAAAGAGUUCUUCCUCACUGCAGAUGAGAAAUGCCAAAAAGCCAGCACACAGUUCUUCAUGGACACCAUUAAUAUGAUGUCAGCUGGUGAGCGGCAACACUACACACUCACACUAAUCCAUCACCUCUUUCAACAUCUCCCCUCCUCAGCAACAGUUGGACUCCUCUAUGACAUCGCAUGUCAGCUGCAUUGCAGCUGUAUCAACUGGGGUUUUCUUGGUGAUGUCAUUGAUCGCAGGACCUUUGCGAUAUCAAUAUUCCACACAUACGGCCAUCAAUGGUCAUGUCAAGUGAUCUACCACCCUCGCAAAUGCAUCGGGUUUGGAUUAACAGAUGGAUAG
Laetiporus sulphureus 93-53 is the source of this 408-nucleotide messenger RNA. RefSeq lists its product as uncharacterized. The record is from RefSeq and is a predicted model, not a curated record. Lineage: Eukaryota; Fungi; Basidiomycota; Agaricomycetes; Polyporales; Laetiporaceae. The transcript is spliced from 2 exons. The coding region runs from base 1 to 408 and encodes 135 amino acids.